AUGAGGAAGGAUAGCACGAAAAUUCCUGGGUUUGCAUGUGAGAGAGAAAGCUUGCUCUCUAAAGCUAAGCUUUCCUCUUCCUUUCUUCUCCUCUUGCUUGACUUACCUCAUGGAGGCAAAAAUCAGUUCUGCCCAAUCCCACAAAAUCAGGGAUUUUUGGGAGCUCGAGGCUUCAACAGCUUCAGAGGAGAGCUUCCAUUUUCACCCAUCUUCUUUCUCUUCUUUCCUCCUCUUUUCACGGCCAAAUCUGAUGAAGGAAAGAAAAUGGGUGCGCCUGCUGGUUUAAGGGAUAGCAUCUUCCCCUGCGUGCUAAUACCCCUUGGUUUCUUGAAUGCUUGCACUUGGAACUUGUUCCCCCAGCAGCCCCUCACAUGUGAAUCUCUGGCUUUCUUCGUGGACUUCUGCUUCAGCCAAGUGCUGAAGGCCUUGGACUCCUUUUAUUCAAAUGCGGAGUUCUCGCCCUUUCUCUCUCCUCUCUUUGAUGUCGAAAUCCCCGUUGCCUCGAUCUUGCUCUGUCAAGCUUUGAUCUUUGAUUUCCUGGUUCUGCUUUCAAACUGGUUCACCAUGAACAACCUCUCGUCCUUCACAACUCUCGACUCCAAUCUGCUCUCUAAGCCUCGCUCAUUUGGUCCCUACCUCCAUGGGCCCAUUCACCUUCAGGGCCCCAGAAAUGUUGUCGUAUGCUCGGUGAAGCCCUCAAUUGCCACUCCCUCACCUCUAAGUGUGUCUGGGUCUCCUAAUCAGGGGCUAAGUCGAAUUGAGUCGCUAACCCAGGUCUCGGGUGUGUUGGGCUGCCAGUGGGGAGAUGAAGGAAAAGGCAAACUUGUCGACAUCUUAGCCCAACACUUUGACAUUGUUGCUCGUUGUCAGGGUGGAGCAAAUGCUGGACAUACCAUUUACAAUGCAGAGGGAAAGAAGUUUGCACUUCACCUUGUUCCCUCAGGUAUCCUUAAUGAAGAGACUCUUUGUGUUAUUGGGAAUGGAGUUGUGGUGCAUCUUCCAGGGCUCUUUAAGGAGAUUGAUGGCCUCGAAUCUAAUGGAGUCUCCUGCAAGGGAAGGAUAUUGGUCUCUGAUCGUGCGCACCUCUUAUUUGAUUUCCACCAAGUAGUGGACGGGCUUCGAGAAUCUGAGCUUGCUAAAUCUUUCAUUGGCACUACCAAGAGAGGUAUUGGACCUUGUUAUUCUAACAAGGUUAUCCGAAAUGGUAUUCGAGUUAGCGACUUGAGAUACAUGGAUGCUUUUCCUCAAAAGCUAGAUAUUCUAUUAUCAGAUGCUGCAGCAAGAUUCCGAGGUUUUGACUAUGGGCCCCAUGUGCUCAAAGAAGAAGUUGAAAAGUACAAGCGAUUUGCUGAGAGAUUGGAACCCUUCAUUGCCGAUACUGUGCUUGUCGUGAAUGAAGCCAUCUCUGAGAAGAAAAAGAUUUUGGUCGAAGGGGGCCAGGCAACAAUGUUGGAUAUUGACUUUGGAACUUACCCCUUUGUAACAUCCUCUAGUCCUUCAGCCGGUGGGAUUUGCACUGGCCUUGGCAUUGCUCCCAGAGUUCUAGGCGAUCUAGUUGGAGUGGUGAAAGCAUACACUACAAGAGUUGGUUCUGGUCCUUUUCCCACAGAGAUCUUGGGUAAAGGGGGUGACCUCCUUAGGUUUGCUGGUCAGGAGUUUGGCACAACUACUGGCCGCCCUCGUCGUUGUGGUUGGCUUGAUAUAGCAGCAUUGAGAUACUGCUGUCAGAUUAAUGGUUUUUCUUCUCUCAAUCUCACCAAACUUGAUGUUUUGUCAGAUCUUCCUGAAAUUCAGUUGGGUGUUGCCUACAAAAAAACUGAUGGUACACCAAUCAGAUCAUUCCCUGCAGACCUUCGUGAUCUUGAGCAGUUAAAGGUGGAAUAUGAAGUAUUGCCUGGAUGGAAGUCUGAUAUAUCUUUGGUCAGAAACUAUUCUGACCUUCCAAAGGCAGCACGCCAGUAUGUGGAAAGGAUAGAAGAACUUGUCGGCGUACCCAUCCAUUACAUUGGUGUGGGGCCUGGUCGUGAUGCACUCAUUUACAAAUAA
Prunus armeniaca (apricot) is the source of this 2046-nucleotide messenger RNA. Lineage: Eukaryota; Viridiplantae; Streptophyta; Magnoliopsida; Rosales; Rosaceae. The record is from the annotation of a GenBank genome assembly.